Molecule: messenger RNA, 1471 nt
Organism: Astyanax mexicanus (Mexican tetra)
Lineage: Eukaryota; Metazoa; Chordata; Actinopteri; Characiformes; Acestrorhamphidae
Gene: msgn1
Product: mesogenin 1
Exons: 1
Coding region: 779-1252 (157 amino acids)
Biological process (GO): regulation of transcription by RNA polymerase II; mesoderm formation
Cellular component (GO): nucleus
Molecular function (GO): DNA-binding transcription factor activity, RNA polymerase II-specific; protein dimerization activity; RNA polymerase II cis-regulatory region sequence-specific DNA binding
Source: RefSeq, a predicted model, not a curated record
UGUUGUUGGUGCCUUACCAAACUAACAUUUUAGAACAGUGUGAAUAAAGUAGAACACCCACACGGGUAUGAUAAUUCUUUAUAUAGGUGUUGCUAUGUUGUGCAUCUUUGUCAUUUGUAAAAUACAGGCUCUGCUGUAGAGAAAGCAGUAACGUGGCAAAACGAGCUAAAAGUAGUGUGGUUUACUAAAUAAAAAACGUGACCCAGCCUUUCGCGGUUUACAGAUAAAGAACUAAACUGCUUAAAUGUGCGGAUUCCUUUCUCUGAUAGGCGCGUAAGCGUUUGGUUCCUAACACCAGAGUUUAUGGCCCCGCCGCUUCAGCUGCCGCUGCCCGGUGUGCCGUGUUACACACCUUCCCAGACAUGAAAGACCCGCGCGGAGCGAGGCGCACUGACAGCUGCUCCGCGUCACCUUUACAGAAAUACCGGCCAAAACACCUCGUUCCAUUAUUUUAACUCUUCGCCGCUCCGUGGCAGCAUGACUCUCCAAUCACUAGUAUUAGUUUCCUUGCAUUAAACUGUCAAUGAGCGCCACAUACACUUACAAUCGCUCUCCCACAAAAGACAGUGUAAUUAUUUUCUUUCUCGAGCGCAGUACCAAGUCCUUUAGACUUUAUUCACACUUUGGUGACAAAGAAGCUCGUGUCUUGGUCCCGGUUUGCCACUCCGACUCUCUUUGAACUCCCUAAAAAGCUGUGAACUCGUAAACUCCGCGCUGGUAUAAAACCUCCUCGGUUGAGCUGCUGUUAAACACGAGCUCUGUGAGGACCAGCAGCAGCAUGGCCAGCCUCGCUGAAGAACUCGCUCAGACGGACGCGGACCUCCUGACAGCCAAGAUUCUGUCUCAGUGGGACUGGAGGGCUCUGGAGGCUCCGCAGCAGGCCUCGCUCCGGUUCCUGACCACCUCCUAUUCCCCGGAGUCGUCCCCAUAUUCCAGCCGCUCCUCGCCGGAGCCGCAGGGCGUGGACGGAGAGCUGGUUUUCGCGGACUUUCCCUACGACAGUCCGCAGGGCCGGAGAGAACAAGGCGGCCAGCGGAAGGCAAACAAACCUAAGAUGUCGAGCAGGAGGCGCAUGAAGGCCAGCGAGAGGGAGAAGCUGCGGAUGAGGAGUCUGGCGGAGGCUCUGCACCAGCUGAGGGAUUACCUGCCCCCGGUCUACAGCCGCAAAGGACAGCCACUGACCAAGAUCCAGACUCUGAAGUACACCAUCGAGUACAUAAAGGAGCUGUCGGACAUUCUCAACCAAGACUGACUGUAGCUGAUAGAACAGACUCCAAACAUGAACGCUGCUGGCCACCGUUUGUACAGAUUUUGAACUUUAUUGACUGGCCUACUAUUGUGUCUUAAUUCUGGUGUAUAUAGUCCUUCUGGCACUUGAUUACUGUGUCCAUUUUUAUUUGACCUAAUCGCGUAUGUGUGUGUUUAAUAUUGUGGGAAUUAUAUGGCAGAAUAAACAUUUGGUUUCUUUUAA